AUGGCGUUCAUUCAGAUGAAGCCGUUCGACACAAGGCCUGAGUCCAGCCAGAACAGCAACCAAUCGGAUCACCCAUCAUCAGGAAUACAGUCUGAUGGCGGUUCUUUAGUGCCAGGUCCAUCUCUGCACUGUCAGAAAAUUGCUCGUGCCAAGUGGGAGUUUCUGUUUGGCACUCCAGCAGAAAACACUGCCAGCAAACAAGAGAAGAAUGUUCCAGAAUCCUCCACAGCUCCACCAAGUGGCCACUCCACCCCAAUACCACCCUCUUAUCUGCCAUUGGAGGAGCUUGCUCUCAGAGCGAAUCAUGACGUCCAACACGUGGAGGUGGAGCUAGUGACUCCACCCCCCGCCGCCCCAGGCACCUCCCCCAAAACAGGCAUAAUUCGGCGAACUUUGAAAUACUCAGAGACCGAUCUGGACGCCGUUCCGUUACGAUGUUAUCGGGAGACAGACAUAGACGAGGUGCUGUUAGCAGAGCAAGAGGACGCUGACUCAGCGUUUGGAAGUAACCGAAGUGUCAUGGGAACUUCCUGUGCUGGGAGCAGCCCGCUAGGAGAGAUGUCGAAUGAAAGAACAGAUGGACAGGAGGAGGAGGAGGAGGAGGAAGAGGAGGAUGUUGCGAGCUGGGUCACUGUCAGGAUGCAGGGCGAUGUGAGGAGGCUGUUGGCCGAUCAGGAGCGAGAUGAAGAAGAGGAGUUUUACAGCAUGAUGCUAAAGAGGCCCCAAGAUCGUUUCAGUAACAACCAUCCAGCUCUAAAAUCUCCCAUCCUGGUCCGUGGUCCUUGCAGAAGGUCCGGAGACAGUUUGGACACAUUCAGCCGGCAUUUUGAGAACAUCAUGGAGUCACACCGUGCCAAGGGCACCUCCUACAGCAGUCUGGACAGUCUCGACCCUCUGACCUCUAGCACUCAAACUGUCCUGACCUUUGACUUCCCCACACUGACUCCACAGGUGCAGGGUCAGAUCUACCAGAGUGCCCGGCAAAUCGUAGAGCUCAGCUUCGCUCCAUUGGCACACAUAGAGAUGCCCAGCCUUUCAGAGUCGGCACUGACGAUAACAGGGGAGACGGAUGCCACACGAGCGCCAUCCAGUGAACGUCUCAGCAGCGGGUCCGACGAUCGCAACGGACAGAGCUGGCAGAGCAACCCACCACUUUCACUGCCCAGCAGCACUGGUCUCAUAUGUCCACAAACACCUGAGGAGAUGAGUGAGAGCGUAGUCUCUGGACAAACGGCUCAGGUGGACUGCAAAAAGCUGAGCAUUAAUACAAACAUGGCUGAGGUCCAGAGAGUCGCAUCAGAGAGGCGUUUUGGCAGAGAUGGUCUGAGAAAAAAAGCCCACUCCGUGUUUUGCUGGCAUUGCUCUGCGCUGAAGGAGAGGAGCGUCCUGACCCGCUGUCACACACCGUACAGCAAUGACUUCAGUCGCCUGGUGGCAGAGGAAUAUCUGCGCUACUUCAAUUUUACUGAAAUGACUUUGGACCAAGCACUAAGGGCCAUCAGCGAACACAUGACGCCUGUUAUAAGCCAGACUCACUGUCGCCAUGGUAACAGGUUUAUGGUCCUGAUGAGAACUAACGUUGGCAAGCGAAUGUCCUGCACUCAGUUCAUUGGGAAUCUAGAAGGACUAAACAGCAGCCAUGAUUUUCCUAAAGAACUCCUCAAGGAAGUGGAAGUCCUUCAUCUUGUUGAUGAAAACACUGACUCUCGCUGGGACAGAAAGCAUCUGAAGAGCGAUCGACGAAGCGAAGGAGAGCCGAUGGAGAUCGAUGGUCGCAGACUCACUGUUGCGUUGCUGAACACGUUUCAUAUUGCUUUCAUGUUUAAGUGCACUACAGUUUCAGACAUGAUUGGAGUGAACAGUCUGCACUCAGCCGGACGCUUGCGCUCCCGUUCGCUCUGCUCCGUUCGAUACGGGCGAGAUUUCCGUAUGAUGGACCCGUUCCGUUACCCGCGAACGCCCAGAUCCCGAUCGCUCAAACCUCUGGUGUUUCCAGACCUCCUGGGAAAAGCACAAGAUGGACAGAACCACCCGCAGGCCCGCAAGAGGAAGAGGCUGCUGGUUCGUGGAGGUGAGCUGAAGGUUUUUGGUUCUCGUGAUUUCCAGGUUGGUGUCGACGAGUCUUUGCAGAGACUCGUCGAGCGUCUCUCCCCUGAGAAACAUCACGCGGAUGGGACGGCAGAUGACAGUAUGGGCGAGUAUCGACCAGAUAAACAGUUAUCAGAUGAGGAUUUGAAGAAUGCGGUGUCUAUUCAUCAUUCGCUGGCCAUCCGAGCCACAGACUACAGCAAACGGCCAAACGUGUUUUACCUCCGGACCGCGGACUGGAGAGUCUACCUCUUUCAGGCUCCGAAUGCUGAACAAAUGCAGUCUUGGAUCACACGCAUCAACACGGUGGCAGCCAUGUUUUCAGCCCCGCCCCUCCCUGCUGCCAUUGGCUCACAGAAGAAAUUCAGUCGGCCGCUGCUGCCAGGCUCCGCCUCCAAGCUGUCGCAGGAGGAGCAGGUACAGGCUCAUGAAGCUCGAUUUCGCUCCAUCUCCACUGAGCUCGUACAACUGCGCUCGUAUCCACCUGACAGGAAGGUGAAAGGUCGUGAACUUGAGGAGUACCGAAUGAAGGAGGAAUAUCUAGAGUUUGAGAAAACGCGCUAUGAGACGUACAGCAUGCUCCUGCGGGCGAAGCAGCGCUGCGACGACGAUGACCUGUCAGUGUUUGAAGCCAUGCUCCUGGAGGAAGGUGCGCUACAGAGAGCUCAAUCCAGCCCCACGCUGCAGGAGAGCAGUAUGACCUGCAGCACCAGAGAUGGUGCGAGUCAAAGCGCUGCCGCCGGCGCACAAGAACCAUCCGGCAACGGCAACAACGGCUGCUCCCGCGGUCAGGGCCAGAGACACAGCUACCGGCAGGCCGUCCGCAAGUGAAGCCGCCGCCGCCACCCACAGGAAGCUCGCUGUACUGGAGAGGAAGUGAGGUCUCUCUCUUUCCUGUGUGCGCCCUCCCUGCUCUGUGUGCCAUCAGGAAGGGGUGUUGAUUCCGACUGAAUCUGACUCUGUGAUUGGCUGAUGGCUGGGUGAUGUCACAAUACAAGGUGCUAUGGGAUCUGGAUGGGACAACGUGAUUAGGAUUCGGAGGAACGUAAAUAUGAAAUGCAUAACCUUCCUUUGCCUUCUAGUUCUCGGUUUCUUCUGCGAGUUCUUACCUGAAGCCAUUUCAUCGCACACUACCAAGUCAAAUCUGGGCCUAAACGUCUUCAAACCUUUAAAAUAUGAUCGUGUUAGAAGGUCUUCAGUUUUUGCAUUUCUAGAAAUAACUCAUUUGUUUACCAUGCAUAUUAAAAUUCACAAAUUCUGCUCAAAAUGGUCACGAAAAGUAUCAACGCUUGGCAGGGCGACGUCUAGGAUCUGUGUAUUUUGCACGGUGAAACACGAUGCUUGUUAUUUGUCAUAUGGGCGUCUCAUUUUGUCGUGUUUAUGAACGGUAGAUGAGCAGAAAACUGACUAGCCCGUAUGCAACUAGUUAUUUCUUCAUGUUGUUCUAAGCGUUAGCGAUCUGUAUUUGUACAGUAAUGCACAGGGACAUCAUAGUCACUAAAUGCACCAUCCGUUUGCUCUGCAAAACCCCGUUUUGCCCUAAAACGUCUUUUGCACUGAACACUAAAUAUAAUUACACUGCGAAACUCAUUUUCUCAAUCAGUAGUUUGCCUUUUUUCUUAUAAAAAUAUUUAAGCAUCCUUAAAAUUAGAUCUAUAAUUGAGAAACAAAUUUUGUAUAUUGUGUCUUGAAUUAAGUUUUUCUUACCUAAUUUACAGAUUGUAUUUUUCCCUAGUUUUUAAGCACAAACCUCACCAAAUUUUGUAAGAUGUAUGCGUAAAAUAGGAAAAAACUAUUCAGAAAAAAGAUCAACUUAAUUCAAGUUAUAUUCUCUGAAAACAAGUUUCAGUAUGCAAAUGUACAUGUUAAGAAUGUUUAGAUAUUUUUGUUGAAAAUCGAGACACCAAUUUAGUUGAGAAACCAUUUUUGUAUAUUGUCUUGAAUUAUAUCCAUUAACAAAUUUUGCAUAUGUCUUGAAUUAGGUUUUUCUCACCCCAUUGAAAAUAUUUUUUUCUUGU
This is a messenger RNA of Sinocyclocheilus grahami, 4106 nucleotides long. RefSeq names its product PH and SEC7 domain-containing protein 1-like. NCBI's taxonomy places the organism in Eukaryota, Metazoa, Chordata, Actinopteri, Cypriniformes, Cyprinidae. Gene Ontology annotation, biological process: regulation of ARF protein signal transduction. Gene Ontology annotation, molecular function: guanyl-nucleotide exchange factor activity. The transcript has 19 exons. The coding region runs from base 1 to 2919 and encodes 972 amino acids. The record is from RefSeq and is a predicted model, not a curated record.